Messenger RNA from Ixodes scapularis (black-legged tick), 1381 nucleotides. RefSeq names its product AP-2 complex subunit sigma (gene AP-2sigma). Gene Ontology annotation, molecular function: clathrin-cargo adaptor activity. Gene Ontology annotation, cellular component: AP-2 adaptor complex; membrane coat; intracellular membrane-bounded organelle. Lineage: Eukaryota; Metazoa; Arthropoda; Arachnida; Ixodida; Ixodidae. The transcript is spliced from 4 exons. Gene Ontology annotation, biological process: clathrin-dependent endocytosis; intracellular protein transport. Bases 182 to 610 code for a protein of 142 amino acids. The record is from RefSeq and is a predicted model, not a curated record.
GAGACCACCUGAGACCACUCAACGAGACCAUCUACCUAAUUUUAGAGCGCGGCCUCUAUUCUAUUUCCGGGCAUUAACGGUCGGCGGUUCUGUUUCCGGUUUGGGUGGCAGGGAGGUGGAGUUCGCGUGCUUGUGACCCGGCGGCAUAAUUUUACACAUUUUCGAUUUGCCGAAAAAAAAAAUGAUACGAUUCAUCCUGAUCCAAAACCGCGCCGGGAAGACCAGGCUCGCCAAAUGGUACAUGAACUUUGACGACGACGAGAAACAGAAGUUGAUCGAGGAGGUCCAUGCAGUGGUGACUGUCCGGGACGCCAAGCACACCAAUUUCGUCGAGUUCCGCAACUUCAAGAUAGUGUACCGCCGGUACGCCGGCCUGUACUUCUGCAUCUGCGUGGACGUUCACGAUAACAACUUGGCGUACCUGGAGGCCAUCCACAAUUUUGUGGAAGUGCUCAACGAGUACUUCCACAAUGUUUGUGAGCUGGACCUCGUCUUCAACUUCUACAAGGUAUACAGCGUUGUCGACGAAAUGUUCCUGGCAGGCGAGAUUCGGGAGACGAGCCAGACAAAGGUGCUCAAGCAGCUCCUCGUGUACAACUCCCUGGAGUGAGACUUCCACCGCCGGCAUCCCAAACAAUCCCAAACGGCAUUCCCACCUCUUUACAUUGCCCCGGCGGCCGAACAGUUGACGGCGGCCAACACCUCCUCCCCUCGCUCCUUCCCUCCCGAUGGUCACGAGGACGCUUGUUCUCGCGCCAACGUCGCCGAUUCUUGCAGCAUAAAGCAGAGCCCCAAAUACUCGGUGGUACGAGCCCCUCCUCCCACUACCUCUCACUCGUCACCCAGCCCCGGUGUUCCUGAGCGCUACUGAUUUUAGUCGCACGGCCGAGACUAACUCAGACCAGAAAUGAAAGCGCGCGCUUCCCGCCCUAGAUUGCGGCAAUCGUUACGCGGGAAAACCAAGCGGGGAAGGAGGGCAGCCGGUUUGUUUUAUUGGGACAAUGCACGUUUCGUUUUGAGUGGAGAGAAAUCGGUAUGAGAACACGCCUGCCGUCGUUCGGAGAGCGUCUUGUUGCGAGGCGUCGUCAAAUCGAUGUUUCCGCGAGCAGACCGCCUUGCAUGCCGACCUGUCCUUCCGACGCUGGGCCGUCGCACCGUUUGGUUUAACUCACUGUGGUAUGUGGAGCGAAUCGUCCUCGGGCUUGUGUAUAUAACUGUCUGGGUCCUUGCGUAACGCGGCGAACAGAAGGGAACAAGUCACAUGCUGAUGUCCGUAUUUCUUUUUUUUUUUUUUUGCUAAAAGCAACAGAGUAUUAUGUGAAGAAGCAUAGCCUCAUGUAACCGUGUUAGCUGUACAUAAAAUGUGUCUGUGCCCUUCCAA